Molecule: messenger RNA, 3713 nt
Organism: Scylla paramamosain (green mud crab)
Lineage: Eukaryota; Metazoa; Arthropoda; Malacostraca; Decapoda; Portunidae
Product: RNA polymerase-associated protein LEO1-like
Exons: 6
Coding region: 220-1902 (560 amino acids)
Source: RefSeq, a predicted model, not a curated record
AUAGGGCGAGGGAGUUUGCGCAACGCGCUGCUCGGAUGGUCUGCCUUGUACGUGCCAGGCUGCCAGCCUCGGCCGUUGGCGCGAAAACUGUGGGAAAGACAGGGACAGUUCAGGAAGUCUCAGGCUGUUUUGGAGCCUUUCGUGGCUGUGCUAGCAAAUAGCAGCCCGGAGUGCUGCUCUUCGGCUUAUGAAGAGGAUUUUGUCAGGUUGAGACAUGGAAUGUGGAAACGAGCAGUUUGGUUGGAGGGUAAGAAAGAAGAAGAGGGUGUGGUGCCAUCCAGCUGGGUAUUAGAAGAGAACCAAACCUUGUUUUGGCCACAAGGAGUUAAUGCUGAGAAUGCCCUUCAUAAUCAGCAAGAACCAGACCCUGCAUCAUGGAGAAAGUUUAUGUUGAAAAAAGUGAAGAUCACUUCUGAUAGUUUUCAAGAAUGCGAUACCUACCAUCUGACAUCUACGGUGGAGAGUUCUGAGAGCAACAGUGAUCCUGAUGAAGGUCUACUCAUGAGAAAAAGGAGAAAACGUUGUAAGAAAAAUCUGCCUGAUGACUUUGUCAGCAGUGAAAACUUACAUGAAGCUGUCCACAUGAAGCCAGCCUCACAGAAGCCACAGGUCACAACCUCUCAAGAUAAGGUAGCUUCUGCUCCUUCACAGGUUGUACUUCCAACACCUCCUCCUAAGGUGUCUUUGGAUAUGCGGUCCACCAGAACCCAUGGGAUGAUGGAGUGCAGUGCAACAAAAGAUUCGGUAUCCAGCAAGACAUCCAAGUCAUCUGACAACAGUGAUGGCAGUGGCCAGCAUGACAGGAGACAUCAUGACACGCCUUACCAAAAAAGAAACCAUGAUCGAGGUGACAAUCUUGACCACCAUGACAGGAGACACCAUGACACACCUCACCGAAGAAGAAGCCAUGACCAAGGUGACAGUCCCGACCACCAUGACACACCUCACCGAAGAGGAAGCCAUGACCAAGGUGACAGGAGACACCAUGACACACCUCACCGAAGAGGAAGCCAUGACCAAGGUGACAGGAGACACCAUGACACACCUCACCGAAGAAGAAGCCAUGACCAAGGUGACAGGAGACAUCAUGACACACCUUACCGAAGAAGAAGCCAUGACCAAGAUGACAGUCCCAACCACCUAUCUUACUAUAGUGACAGUCCCGACCAGCAUGACAAGAGGCACCAUGACACAUCUUACCGAAGAAGAAGCCAUGACCAAGGUGACAGUCCCGACCACCUAUCUUACUAUAGUGACAGUCCCGACCAGCAUGACAAGAGGCACCAUGACACACUUUACCGAAGAAGAAGCCAUGACCAAGGUGACAGGAGACAGCUUGACACACCUGACCGAAGUGAUAGCCCUGGCCAGCAGGAGAGGAGAUAUGAAAAACACUAUCAAAAUAGAAGUCAUGACCACUAUGACUGGGACAAUAGACGUGAUAGACACAACCAGAGAGACAACAAGAGCAGGUGUGACCCUUGUAAUGACAAUCAAAAGAAUCACAAAGGUAGCCAGGAAGAUGCUGAAUCCAGCUUCCCUCUAACUAAAUUUCAGAAGCGAGUGUUACAACUUCUGCUGGACAUCAGGAAAACUGUUUCGGAUACGAGCACAUGUGGUGGUAAACCAGCUGACACAGCUUGUACUCUUACAAUCAAACGGAAUAAUUCCCUGGAAGAAGUGCAGAAUCUAGAGGAUGAAUUGGUUAAUCCCAGUUAUUUCAUGGAAGUGUGCAACCAGUGCGUCCGCAUAGGUGGCUAUAAUAAGAGAGAUAUGGUCUCUAAUUUGAUGUGCAGGUUUAUGACCAAAAACCUCAUGUGUCAGUAUAACAUGCUUGGGCAGAGAGGCAAGUUGUCUUUUAGAAAAACAGUUAUACAAUGUGAUUCAGGAGAGCGUGCUUAAAAAGUUCUCAGAUUCAAAUGUGACAGAAAUACAAAUGAUAGUUGCAGCAAAAUUGCGUAAUGCUCCAAAAUUGAAAAAUGAAAAUUAGCUGAUGUAAAAUGGUACUUACAAUCAGUUAAGAUCUGCAAGAAUGUUAAAACAAACCAAUCUUUGUCUCAUGCAUGACCUUGGUGAAGUAAAGUAUUUUCAUACCAAGAUGAACUGCAAUAGCGCAGUGAAAAAUCUAGUCAUACCCACUGCCACCAGGAGUCUAACCCGGGUCUCUUGAGUGAGAGCCAGACAGCAAGACCACUACACCACUGUGGUGUAGGGGUCUUGCUGCCUGGCUCUCACUCAAGAGACCCGGGUUCGACUUCUGGUGGCAGUGGGUAUGACUAGAUAAAGUAUUUUCAUUUUGUAUGUUACUAAAAAAAUGCUGGUAAAUUUAUCUCAUGACUGAUUGUACACAGAUGACCUUAUAUAUUGUAACUAUGUGUACAUUUCCCUUCCUCCCCCCUCUCUCUCUCUCUUAAAGAAGCUCUUUUUCUAUCAGAAUGACAAAAUUUAUUGAUGUGUAAACAGUAUAAGGGGGGAUGUUAGAGAAGCUAAAGAAUAAAAGAACCAGGACCGCCGAGAACCGAACCUCAGACAAGCUGUUCCCGCCACCACGCUAACCUGGUCCUGGUUCUUUUAACUUGUCGUUAUGGGAUUCAAGCUUAAGAAUGGCUUUAAGAUGUGGAGAGAGACUUACUGCUGUAAAAUUUGAACCGAUUGGGAUAUUACCUCAUGAUAUUUAUGUGAGAUGAUAUUAAUGAUCUCAGAUUAUAAAAGCAAACUAGUAUUAUUAACAGUGAUUUAUUUUGUAAUUUAGUAAUAGAUAUAACAUUUUAAUUUAUAAUUUUGCUUUUGCCUACCACUUAGGUUCCCAUGUAUUUUUACGUAAAUGAAAAAGUAUGGAGCUACACAAGUAUCAAUUCACAAAAUGCUUAAUUUCAUUGACAACUGUGGUCUGUAUUGUUUUAAGCAUAUUGUGUACUUGUGGCAGGCCUGGUAUUCUUUGCAUAUAUUCCCCCUGGGGCUACAUAGAUACUAGAAUGUAGCCCUCUCCAUGUCGGCUGUGUGCCGUAAGAGGCGACUGAUUCUGGCCCUGGGUGGGGAUCUCUUUUACUAGCCCAUAGCAGGUCUUUUUACCGCUUGACAUAUUUUCCCUUCUCAUUUCCCUUUGCUUUCUGUCCAUUUUCUUUUACGUUCUCUUACUUUUCCGAGUGGUGGGCUGACUCUUUGUCAGAGUGAGGGUUGGUGUCCUUUACUUCCCAUAGCCAUUUCUGUCUUUCUCUUGUUCUAUAUACCUCUACUGUUUAGGGUGACACUAGGCUGGGGAUCUGCCCAUUCUUCUCUACCUUUUAUAGUCCCACUUGUGGCACAUGCCCAGGGAUAAUGCUAGGCACAAGUGCCAUGGGAACCCAUUUAUUGAGUCAUGGCCCGGGAUGGCGGAUGGUCACCCUCACAGUUCAAGGGUGGUUUCUGCUGUUCUGGACCAUGGCAUGGGGAGGUAAUGCAUAGGAGCAGGUGUCAGGCUAUGGAUGGAUUGUGGCUAAACAAAGUUUUAAUUUUUUGUAUUACUGGGAUCAUCCAUUUAUAUAUUGCAGUUAUUCUUCAUUCAAGUCAGAUAUCUUGAAAGCCUUUAUAUAUAAAAAUGCAAGCACUAACUUUAUUUUUUUUUUCAUAAAAUAUGGAAAUUAUUUUGGUUUUGAUAUUUUUACAAGGAUGAAGAUUAUUAAAUUUAUGAAAAAGUGUAAGACUGAAGAAUAUAUAUAUACACACUUUCUGUA